Molecule: messenger RNA, 750 nt
Organism: Funneliformis mosseae
Lineage: Eukaryota; Fungi; Glomeromycota; Glomeromycetes; Glomerales; Glomeraceae
Source: the annotation of a GenBank genome assembly
AUGGAUCACUUUAGUCAAGGAAACAUUAAUUAUCCUCCUCAACCAAGAAGCGAUGCGUUUAGUGAUCCAACUACGCAAACUCUAAACCCAAUAGUGGUUGGUUCUUCGGUACUUGCAAUUAAGUAUAAGGACGGUGUAAUGUUAGCCGCAGAUACAUUAGCGUCAUUUGGAUCACUUGCUCGGUUUAGAGAUUGUGAACGGCUCUAUCGCGUCGGUGACUUCACAGUACUUGGUGCUUCAGGAGACAUUUCUGAUUUUCAAUAUACCACACAUCUUUUAGAUACUUUGGUGGUUGAAGAAUAUUAUACAAAUGACGGUCAUGUCCUUAAACCACCGAAUAUCUACGAAUAUUUAAGUCGCCUGACGUAUGGCAAACGGAACAAAUUUGAUCCUUUAUUGAAUUCUUAUGUUAUUGGAGGUUUUGAUGGUGGAGAAGGGUUUCUUGGAUAUGUUGGACACCUUGGAACAUCUUACCAAUCUUCAACGAUCGCGACUGGCAUUGGAGCUCAUAUAGCUCAACCAAUUUUACGUAAGGUUGUUGAAGGUAGAGAGAAUACAAUUACUGAAGAGGAAGCCAUUCAAGUUCUCGAAGAUUGUGAAAAAAUUUUAUAUUGCAGGGAUGGGAGAAGUCUAAACUAUUAUCAACGUGCAAAAAUUACCGCUCAAGGCGUAGAAAUCAGUGGACCUCAUAAAGUGGAGGGAGACUGGCAAUACGGUGUAAAAUUUGGCAAAUAUGGUAAUUUUAAGUAG